UGUUAUUUCGAUGAAAGAAGUUUUUCGAUAUUUUUAAGCGAAACAUGCGGUUAGGAUAAAUUUAAAACUAUUCUACUUAAAUAUAGCUCAUGAAAGACUGUUUGAAAAAUGGAAAAAUAGUUAAGGAAGACUCCCGAAAGAGUAGGUAUUGGAUGCCAUGCAAUCGAAAUAAAAUUGCAAUACGCUAGACGACGUGCUGCGGCUGAUUGCGUAACGACUACCCAUUGACGCAUUUUUUGUCUCGACUUUCUAUUCCAAAAUCGCGUACACGCUAAACAAGCCGAUCCACUACUGUUUGGCUCUGGAGUCGGGAUCAUCUGUACUCGAAUUUUAAUGCUUAUAUUGGGGAAGGCCGGAAGUUGAAAUUUAAAACAUUUUCUAAACUUUACUCACAUAUUAACAGCGUCAGCAGCCAGUAAUUUUGGACAUUUAUGGUGGUAGCAGAUAUUUGAGCGGACAAUCAAUUCCGAAUGCGCGAACAUCGUGUGACAAAGUGAACGAAGUGCCUGUACGAGUAAUGUCCAAAACAAUGAAUGGCGCCAGCGCAAAACCCCAAAUUGUGCUGUAUUAUUAUCCGUUAUCGUUUUACAGCCAAAAAGUGAGAAUGGCACUGCUGGAAAAAGGUAUUCCUCAUUCGCUAGAAUUUAUCGACAUCAGCUGUGGGGAGAACUAUGAGCCAUGGUUUGUCAAGAUCAAUCCUGCCUGCGAAGUGCCCGUUCUGCGUGACGGAACGAAGAUUAUCUCGGGCUCACAGAGAAUUAUUGACUACCUCGAAGAACAUUAUACAACCGGGUUCGUGUCUCUUUCGCCUGGGCGGUCUAGCAUUGAAUUUCACAAAGUGCGGUAUCUUCGGGAUGCCAUCGAUGCAGUACCGAUUGAACUGAUUACGUACGGAUAUAUGCGCCAUUCGGAACUGACGGACAAAAUCAAAGUUCCAGAUUUUGUGAAAAGUAAACUCGGAGAGCGUUUUUUCCAAAGGAAAAAACUUCUAAGUACUUACAUGGCUAAACACCCCGAAUUGCGCGAUGCGUAUAACGAUAAACUGGCCAGAGUGGAGCAGAACGACAGUCAAGCGGAUGAUUUAAAUGCUGUCAACGGGAAACUAAAUGAGGUAGAUCUGCUGCUUGACAAGAUUGAAGAACAUCUGCGAACAAACGCAACCGUUGAUGAACGAAGAAAUUGGUGGUUGUGUGCGGCGGAAUUUACCACUGCGGAUAUUUCGUUGGCAAUUUUGUUAAGCCGGUUGUAUUUCCUGGGAUUAGCACAGCGAUUCUGGAGUAUAUCAACAAGACCAUAUCUAGCAAUUUAUUAUCAGCGGCUAAAUGACCGUCCGGCUUUCCAGAAGGUCGCCGUUACCCACGUCACUACAAGCGAUCUGGUUAAGUACGGAGGAGCCAGUCUCCUGUACGCCCACGGCUUGACCUUCUUGGGAAUUGCGACAGUGGUGGGCGUAAUUGCGAUCGGGGCUUUUAUAGUGAUGCGCCGAAGAAAAUAGUUGUUUGAUGUUUUGUGAUGAGGUGACAUUUAGCUGCUUUUGAUUGCCAGAUAUGCUAGUUUUUGUUUAGUGUUCGUUUUUAAAUUUUUACUUGAAACGCUACAAUCUGGUAAUUACAAAAUUUUGUGCGUGCAAUGAGAUGAAAUUUGAAGCGGGCAAAUUUGUAUGCCAGAGUUGCUUCGAAUUCGCAAUGUUGCUGACUCUUGCUAGUUGUGAGUGAUCUGGUUAUGUUUGGCUUUGUUGCAAUAUUAUUGCUGGAUGCAGAAUUUUAGGUUACGAGUGUUGGUUAAAAAUAAAUGUUCGACAG
This is a messenger RNA of Paramacrobiotus metropolitanus, 1802 nucleotides long. Its product is annotated as ganglioside-induced differentiation-associated protein 1-like. Gene Ontology annotation, cellular component: mitochondrial outer membrane. Gene Ontology annotation, biological process: mitochondrial fusion; mitochondrial fission. The record is from RefSeq and is a predicted model, not a curated record. The transcript has 8 exons. The coding region runs from base 518 to 1495 and encodes 325 amino acids. Lineage: Eukaryota; Metazoa; Tardigrada; Eutardigrada; Parachela; Macrobiotidae.